Messenger RNA from Diachasmimorpha longicaudata, 1252 nucleotides. It is a transcript of the gene Daao1, whose product is annotated as D-aspartate oxidase. Gene Ontology annotation, biological process: D-amino acid catabolic process. The record is from RefSeq and is a predicted model, not a curated record. Gene Ontology annotation, cellular component: cytoplasm. NCBI's taxonomy places the organism in Eukaryota, Metazoa, Arthropoda, Insecta, Hymenoptera, Braconidae. The transcript has 6 exons. Gene Ontology annotation, molecular function: FAD binding; D-amino-acid oxidase activity. The coding region runs from base 162 to 1169 and encodes 335 amino acids.
AGCAACCACACCACUCAGAAGUAUAUACACACCGAUAAAUAUAAAAGCCGCUAACUUGGAUUUAUUUAUCAACUGCCAUCGUGACGGAUGAUUUUUUUGAGCAGCUCAUUGCUCAUUUUUAUCAGUCGUUUGUCGUCCCUCUCCCGAGUCGUGCCAUAGCAAUGAGAGUAGCAAUUGUCGGUGGUGGAGUUGUUGGCAUAACAACUGCUCUCCAGUUAAAAUCAGAAUUGAGAAAUUCAAAUAUCGAAGUUUAUGGUGAAAAGUACGAGGAUAUCGUGAGUUAUGUGGGAGCUGGAUUAUUUUCAGUUGGAAAGUCGUUCUCGGGACCGAGCGAAGAGAUAACCAGAAAUUGGAUGAACGAUUCUUAUGAGUUCUACGAUGAAAUUCGAAAAAGUCGAGAGGCGGCAAGAGCCGGAGUUGUUGAAAUAUCUGGAUAUAUGUUUUCUGAGGGACCGACUCCUGUCAGGAAUCCGUGGAUGGAAUCGGUGGUUCCGAGCUAUCGCCGUGUCACCGAGGAAGAGCUGAAAUUACCCGGCGGUGAUUGGAAAUAUGGCGUGUAUUUCACAACAAUAAUCACCCAGUGCAAAUGGUACCUUCCAUGGGCAAAAAGACAACUCGAACAGACAGGAACAAAAUUUUACAAACGAAAGUUGUACAACUUGAAUGAAUUAAUUGACGAUUAUGAUGUCAUAAUGAACUGCGCGGGACUAGGAGCUGGAGAACUCUGUGGAGAUAGACGAAUGAUUCCGUUGAGAGGACAAGUACUGAAGGUAAAAGCUCCAUGGUUGAAGACGUUCUUCUACGGUAACUUGGAUACGUACAUCAUCCCCGGGAUAGAUGGAUCCUGCACUCUGGGUGGAACCAGGAAUUUUGACUCCACAAGGAUGUCCCCAUGUAGCCAUGAAACCAGGGCCAUUCAUGAGAGGUGCACUAAUCUCCUGCCGUCACUCAAAAAUGCAGAAGUGAUCGAGAGUGUUGUGGGACUUCGGCCACACAGAGACGGAGGGGUGAGAGUAGAAGUCGAGAAAAUUUCAAAUGGACUGAAAUCUGCUACUGUCGUCCAUAACUACGGUCACGGUGGUUAUGGCAUCUGUACAGCACCUGGCACAGCCAAAUAUGCCAUAAAACUUGCCCGAGAUGCUCACCUGAACACAUCCUCAAAACUCUAACUACAAUUACUUCAACGCAAUCAUUGCAACAGUUUAUCAAAAUUAAAAUUGGAAUAACAAUAAAAUUCAUUGGCUAAAUUGUU